Molecule: messenger RNA, 3183 nt
Organism: Acanthopagrus latus (yellowfin seabream)
Lineage: Eukaryota; Metazoa; Chordata; Actinopteri; Spariformes; Sparidae
Gene: pomk
Product: protein O-mannose kinase
Exons: 4
Coding region: 224-1276 (350 amino acids)
Biological process (GO): protein phosphorylation; carbohydrate phosphorylation; protein O-linked glycosylation
Cellular component (GO): endoplasmic reticulum membrane
Molecular function (GO): carbohydrate kinase activity; protein kinase activity; ATP binding
Source: RefSeq, a predicted model, not a curated record
GGCUCCUCGUUGCAAGUGAAAUGAGUGAAAGACAUGUCUUCAUGUCACAAUUCAUAUGUUUGUCCAGUACUAGUAGCAGACAGGUUUUCAUCGCUUGAAUCAUUAUACAAUGUGAACGUGUGGUGGCCAGGUAGGAAGUCCACCAUUACUCUCCUUCCUGUUCGGUCACACGAGGAUCGACACUUAUUGUCUGCCAUGACGGCGGUGCGCUGGAGCAGCUAACAUGCAGAGCACCAUGAGUCGGACUAGUAGCAAUACUAUAUCUCACAGUGUUCCAGUGGUGGUGGUUUGCCUUGCUGCUUUACUCCUCAGCAAUGCCCUGAUCUACCUGUAUCUAAGCUCUGUGUAUCAAGCUGACAGGCAACUGAUAUCCUCUCAUGAAGGCUGUACACCUCGACAUUUUAAAAUGGUGACCAUGAAGAACUGCACCCCCUGGCUCCAGUGUGCACAGAUAAAUGCUGAGGUCCGCAAGCUGAAGCUGAUAGGCCAGGGAGCUGUUAAGAAGGUCUAUCUGGCAGAGUGGAAGGGUCAGAAGGUGGCUCUGUCCAAACUGUCCUCCCUGGAUUACCUUGAUGACUUUCUCCAUGGAUUGUCCAUGUUAGAGGCCCUGCAGGGCCCCUGGGUGGUGCAGUUGGUGGGUUAUUGCCUUGAAGACAACAUCCUGCUCACCGAGCACCAUCCACUCGGUUCACUGAUUAAUUUGGAUAGUGUUCUUGCACAAGAGCAGCACCAGCAACACAACACAUGGCAGGUCCGGCUGAGGCUGGCUAUGGAUUAUGUUUCUAUCCUCUAUUACCUCCACAACAGCCCUGCUGGGGGGCGGGUUAUGUGCGAUUCCAACAGCCUUGAGAAAACUCUCUCUCAGUUUCUACUGACAAGUGACUUUCACCUGGUAGUGAACGAUGUGGAUGCAUUGCCCGAGGUAGACCCGUCCAGAGGCUUACUGGUGAAAUGUGGCCACCGGGAGCUCACUGGGAACUUUAUAGCCCCAGAGCAGCUGUGGCCAUUCAGAAAUGAAGGGAUGCCAUUUUCAGACGAUCUCAUGCCUGCAUAUGAUGAGAGGACAGACAUCUGGAAGAUCCCAGACUUGACAUGGUUUUUGAUGGGAAGAGUACCUGGAGGGGAUUUAGUCCAUUUCCAUCUUUUUCAGAUCCAUGAGAAGUGUAAGAAGGAAGAUCCAAACCUCCGCCCUUCAGCUCUGGAUGUUUUGAAGGUGUAUAGAUCAGUCUACAGCAGCAUGGUGCGAGACAAUGCUGGCUUUAAAGACAUGCUAUAGAAUAAAUAUCUGACUCACCUCAAAAGAUCAUGUAUAUAAGAUAAAGAACUCAAGCUAUAGUUUAUAAAUUUUGUGCAGUAAAAUAAAUUCUACUCAGUUUAGAACCAACUUUAGAAUUGGGCAUUUAUUUUUACAGUUUAGAGUUACUUGACUACAUUUAGGUCUGUAAUGUGAUGAUGACUAAGAAUUAUAAUAUUUCAUGCUAAGUGAAUGAGUUAACCUUUCCCGAUUCAUUAUGAUUCUUGGCCACAAAAAAGGCUCUGCCAUGAGCCGUGGUUGGCAUUAUUGGCUGGUUAAGUGGCAAAAGGCCACUUUAAAUUAGAUGGGCCUAAAACCAACCGCACCGCCUUUCAUUAGCAGAAAGUCACCCAUCCCAGAUGAUACUCACUUGAACCAUCAAUCGCACAUUAUAAACUACAUUGAAUGUAAACUUUACACAGACUAGUUAAAGAAGUAUAAAGUAAAACCAUUUGAAUAUAAAGAUCUCCUAUGACCGGCAGUUCAGCAUAAUCUUGAUCAGGGUGUGCAGGGGGCUCAAAAUUGAGGGACACGAGUUUAGGAGAGCAAAAUUGAAAUUGGUAAUUAGUCUCCAAUCUGACAUUCUCACAUGUACAAGAGUGCUCUUCUCUUAAAGUGAUAAUAGCGACAGAUGAGUAGUAGUCACCCCUCUUUCCUCCCUGGAAUGUGUCAGAUUUCUUCUCAUAAAAAAAAUAACUACAGCACUGUGAUUUAUCUUUAAGUUCUCCUCAAAAAUCCAGUUGCUCAGUAGGUCAUAUGAAGGGUUUGCCCUGGAUUUAUUUGACAAAGGUUGCAAAGGCUAGGAAACUGUGGCAUGUGAGACAUGUACAGUUUGUAUGCACAAUGAAUUUGUCCAGUAUAAUCAUACAAUUCUGGUAUUGUUUAUGUUCUAUAUCUAUGAUAAGGUGUGGAUUUGGAUUACAUUAAAGCUAAAAAAAAAACAAACAAAAAAAAAACAACUAAAAAUCAACAAACAAACAGAAUAAGCAAUUAUUUACUUUUCCAAUAUUGUAUAAUAGGUGUGCUACAUGAGAACAAUUUGUUAUAAUUUAUGGGCUUAGCACAGAGGUACUUAAAAAGGUAACUGGUUUUGAGUCAUUGAAACAAUACUUUAUUGUUACUGCUAGGGGAAUUGUAAAGCCCAUUAAGGCAAUGUGAUUAAAGACUAUAUAAAUAAAAUUGAUUUGAUACUACUGCAUAUGUGGGAAAAAAAAACAUUAUAAAACCUUUUGUGGCUCCAGAGGAAGCGGCAUGUAAUCUGCUAAAUUGCCUGCAGGAUUGUCAGUUAGUGGCCAAGUUGCAUUGUGGGUAAUGUAGGUGCCAUGGAACAAGAAUGCGUGGAACAAAAAAUGGUGAUAUCUCUUGUAUCUGUAUUGAUUUUAUCCUUUUGUUUUUAUAACCAUCCAUAAUGACUCCAACUGUUUUAUAGGAUUACAAUGUUAGAGCAGUGGAUGAUUUUUUAAAAACUGCCUAUGUAUUGCCCACAAUGCAAAUUAGCCACUAAGUGUCAUCACUGGAGGCAAUUUAUCAGAUUACUUGCAGAUUUCUCAGGAGCCAUAAAAGGUUUUAUACUACGCUGUUAACACAGCAGUAGUACUCCACACGACCUGUACGCACACUUCAACCAGUGGAAUUGGUGAAAUUACCCUUUAAGGAAGAGGGCAUGAUGGUGAGCCUCCUAUACUUUCACGACCAACAAGUCGCAAGAUGCUGCUGGAUCCAGAAUGAAUGUAUGUUGAAGAUCCAACUUGAAACAAACUUCGUUGUGGUGAAAUUGUGAAAAUAAGAGUUUGAUUUUCCUGCCCUGCUUACCUCUGUAACUUAACUUAAUAAGCCAUGUAUCACCUGCACAUGCUUGGUACACGCCCAUUAAAGUAGUUUCUAAUUAG